AUGUGUGAACGGGGGGCGAAUUUUGGCGCCGACGCUCCGUUCCGGAGCAAUCUCGGGGACACCUCAAUCCGUGCAGUGUCCCAUUCGCUGCUCCGACCACUUUUUUCGCUUGAUUUUGUGCCGGGUCGGUCAUUUCGUAACUUUUUAUCGAGCUCCUUCUUAUAAUUUCAUGCGUUUCAAGCCAUAUUUUCUGUUUAUUGUUUCGUUUUUCGCUUCAGGUUUUGAUUUGUGGAAUCUUGUUUUGAAGUAUGUUUUGAAAAAAUGUCUCGGAGUUUUUUUUUUUUCAUCUAGUGUCUAUUUAAGAAUUUUCCGAAGCUGUUUUUUUCUUCCGUUUUAAAGCGCUUUUUCUGAGUUUCAAAUCAGUUCAUAUACCAAUUUCAACACGAAAUUGCUCCGAAAUUCUUUAAAUCAGCAUUUUUUCCGCUCUGAAUAUUUUUUUUCUUCGUGACUUUUCACCAUCAAAUUCCUCAGCAAUUUUUUUUUCAUCUUUUUAAGGUCAUUUACUUUUUUUUUCGUAGCUUUAACGUGUAGUUUUGGCUUUUCCAAAUAUGGAUUAAUGUUUCGAUGCAUGUUCCUUUUUUUUUCCCCAUCAAAAUAGCUUUAAAGAUUUCCCAAAGUAUGUUUUUUUUUAAUUUUUGAAUCAACUUUUUUCACUUUAGUUUCGAAAUCCUUUUCGAAACUCUUCGGAGCAAACUCGGGAACAUGUCCCAUUCUUCGCUCCUUCAUUAUUCCUGACAAAAAUCGAUAAACUGCCGAGUAAAGAACGCCUUUCCGCGUCGAAAAAAGAAUCCUCUUUAUUUGAUCGGAGACGAGAGAGUGUGAAACGUUCAGAGCUCGCCAGACACGAGAUUUCCCGCGCGUUCCACUUUUUGAAUCCUUUUCUUUCUUUUCUCCUAAAUUUUAUCGCUUUAUUCGCGUUUUAUAUGAUAAUUUUGAGUGGAAGUUUAUUAAAACCGUUUUUUCAGGGUUCCAAGUCGAUUAUAGUCCGUUUUGUACACAAAAAUGGCCGACAUGGAACACGACGGAAGCGCUGAUCCCGGUAAAACUUCAAGAUUUUUUUAAAUAUAGUUUUUUAAAAAAAGUUAAAUUAAAAAGAAUUCUCGGCUUUUAACAGCCCGAACUUUUUCUCAGUUUGCCAUUUUUUUGAAAGAACAGAUAUAUAUAUAUAUAUAUAUAUAUUUUUUCUAACAAUGUCUUACGAAUUUGAGCACUUUGAGGUUUCAAAUGGUCCUAGGAUGUUUUUAAAAUUAAUUAGGUCUUUAAAAAAAUCAAUUAAUUCAUCAAAACCACCUUUUUUUAUUGUAUUUUGUUACGAUAAAUCAAAAAUUUUUUUAUGUAUUUUUUUCAAAAUGAAUAAGUUCAGAAGAGUCCAUGGAAGACGACUCGAUGAACACCGAGGGCAACGAAGACGAGGAUACUGUAGAUGGUGUCGAGGACGACGAAAUGGACGCCGAGGAUACGGUAGCCUCAAGUGCGACCCCAAGCGAGAAGAAAAAAUCGUCGAAGAAGUCAAGGAAAGGCGGCAGCAAGAAGAGCAAGAAGGGCAAGGUAAUAACUUUUAAAAAAAACUUUUAGAAGACUUUGAACUUCUCCCGGAAGAUUUUUCAACCAGAUUUUUUUUAGAAUAAAAAGCUUUGAAUUCAGAUGGACCACCCCGACCCUUCCCUGGCCACUUCGGAGGAAAUGUGCGCCGCCAUCGGCCUCAACGAUGUCACUAUCGAGUUCACCGAAGAAGAUUAUACCGGCAUAACUAGCCUUAAAGUUUCAAAUCAACUAUUUCAAUGGAUAAUUUUUAUUCUCCAGAGCUUCAUGAACCGAAUCCGUCCGGAGGUUCUCAGGGCCAACCCGACGUCCAACGUCACCAAAGUCUAUCCCCUGAUGCAAGUGAAAUACCGGGAGUUCCAAGAGGAAUUGGCCGCCCAGGGUAGACAACUCGCCGUUAAGAAGCCGGUCAAGUGAGUAUUUUGGUGGAAAAAACGAGAAAGAAUAUGUAUUUUUGAUUGAAGCGUUAUAUAUAGGCGGGUCGAAAAAGGCUUCAUAGAAAUGUUCCUUUUUUGCUGCCUUUUUGCGCCAUUUCCUCGGUUCUUAUGCACCAUUUUCGCUUCCUCUUAACAUCAUUUUUGAGCCUUUCAAAGCCCAGAAAAAAAAAAAUGGCAGGCUCGAUAAAGGGUCUUUUUUCUGCCUUUUUUGAGCCUCUUACUUUUAGCAGCCAUUUCCCACCCUUCUGACUUACCCAAGUCCUUUAAUUGUGCCCUAAAGAUACAUAUUUUCUAAGGAUUAUGCUCUAUUAGUUGAGAAAAAGGACUUUUGAUCCAAAGAUUAGGCUUUAUUAAAGAAGAUGGGAACCUUUUAGAAGAUCCUUGCCUUUCUUUGCCAUUUUUGUAGACUUGUCAAUUUUCUUCUUAUGUUUCGAAGUCGAACUAGGAAGAUUUUUUUGAAGAACAUGCUCUUUUUAGUGGAUUAAUAGGAAAAAAAAUAGGCUGCAGAAAAUUUUGGAAACGGCGUUGCUAACAGUAGGUAAACUUUACGGAAAAAUAAUUUAUUUCUAUAUUUUUGAAGUAUUUUUCACGUACUGUGGCGACUGUAUGAGUUUGCCUUUAUUUUUUCAGUUUCAUGGGGUUUUACUCGUUUUUGAGAAUUUUCCAAAGAUUGAAACUAGAUUUUCUGUCAAGUUUCCCCUCAAGGUUUAUUUUUGAACGGCUCUGUAAUUUUUUAUCAAGUUAUCCUGAGAUUGUAUGAGCACAUUUCAUCAAAAUUCUAUAAAAAAAGAUUUUUGAUGCAAUUUUCAAAAAAUUUUAUCUCUUUACGCUGAAAAAGCAUCAUAUCGAAUAUAGAAAGUACUAAAUUUCCCAAUUUUUCCCUUUUCUCAGAGCUGCUCCACCUCCCAAAGCGCCAGCCGCUCCGGCCGGUUCCGGAACUCCUGGCGCCGAAAAACCCAUUGCUCCGAUCAAAAUCCGAAUUUCCACGAGGAAGAAGCGACGCGAGGAAUCUGACAAUGAUCGUUAGUUUUCAAAAAAAAAAAGAAGCGUGAAAUUCCUCAUUUUUCCAGAAGACAGUGACCAGGAGUUCGAAGCUCUGAUCAAGCAGCACGAACGGCAGCAGGAUGAGAUCGAGAGAGACAAGGAGGAACGCAGAGCCAGCAGGUUGAGAGACGAAAAAGAAUGAUCGUGCUGAAAGGAGAGAUUCAGACAAGUCGCCCGGCAGGACAAGAAGAAACAGGCGCUGGAGCAGGCCAAGGCGAACAAGAGGGCCAAGAAGGCCAAGGGAGAAGAGGAGGAGGUGAAUAUUUUCGGGGGUUUUGAGAGAUUUCAAGGUAGAAUUUGUUAAGUAAAAGGAAAAUUUUGGAAUUUUAGGUACUAUUUUUCAAGGUUCCUGUGCAGUUUUAGAGCUUUUUUUCGAUGAUUUUUUUAUGUUAAAAAAAUAUUUUUUUACCCCUCCCCCAUUUUUUUCUUACCAAACAUUCUUUGUUUUUUUAGGUUUUUUUGAGGUUUUUUUAACAUUUUGUCAGUUUUAUGAAGCCUAGGGCAUUUUUUUCCACCAAGCGGUCUUUGUUUUUUUACCCCCAAUCGAAAUUUGCCUUAGUGGGGGUGAGUACUUGUUUGGACGGGGAUGGGUGAGUAUUUUCGAAUUUUCUUUGAGGUUUUUAACAUUUUGUCAGUUUUGUGAAGCUCGUUAAAAAAGGUUUUUAGGAUGAAAGAACCGAAAAAUAUUGAGUUUAUCGACGGAAAUUAAUAAUAAUAAUCAUGAUUUUCAGCACAACGACACUUGCGAGAUCUGCAAGCAGACCGGAGACGUGAUCCUCUGCGACACCUGCCCCAGGGUCUACCACUUGGUCUGCAUCGACGAGAACAUGGAAGCCGUGCCGGAGGGCGAAUGGAGCUGCCCCCAUUGCGAGGAACACGGACCGCCGCCCCCGCCCAAGGAGGAGGAGCAGGCCAAACAGAACAUCGACUACUGCAAGACCUGCAAGGUGCUGGACAAAAUUUGGAGGGAAAUUGCUGCGCGCAGGUCCUCAGAUAGUGUGUGGGACGUGGAGAGUACCAUUCUGGCCUCUCCAAGUUUACCGUGAUCUCUGAAAUGUAGAAGAAUAGAACUUGUGCCAGAAAGUAUACGUUUUUUGCCUGAAAAAUGAUUAUAUUCAGGAAACCGGCUCCCUGCUCCUCUGUGACGGCUGUCCCAACUCCUUCCACGCCUACUGCCUCAACCCGCCCCUCAAGGAGAUCCCCAAAGGCAAUUGGAACUGUCCCAGAUGCAUGCUGGCCGAGCCGCCGCAGAGAAUCGAGAAAAUCCUCUGCUGGCGCUUCGUCGACAUCCCCUAUCCGGAGCCCGAGGCGGUCAGCCAGGAGGAAAUCGAAAACGGCGUCGUACUGCUCCGGCCCACGCGCAAGAUGGAGCCCCGACGCGAGCGCGAAUACUUUGUCAAAUGGCGAUUCUUGUCCUAUUGGCACUGCGAAUGGGUCAACGACCUCCUCAUGGAGACCUUCUUCUCGGCGGUUUGAAAAUCUUUCUGCUAAAAAUCAAUCGGAAGUUUUUCAGCUCCUGAGAAUGUACUGGAGGAAGUACGACUCGGAGAAUCCGCCCAUUUUCGACGAGUCCACCCUCCAGCGCCAUCACAAGGACAAUGAUCCGUUUGAGCUCCGCGAGAAGUAUUAUCAGUACGGCAUCAAGCCGGAAUGGAUGCAGGUGAGAAGAGAGACGGAAAAAGUCGAAAGAAAGCUUUUUAUUGGAUUUUGAUUCAAAUAAAGACAGAAGCGAGAUUGAAAUAGGAAGCUCAAAAAAAAAUUUCAAGUAGGUAAGAAGAAAAGGGCCUAAAAAGUGAUAUCUGAUUCAAGCACAGAGAAAAAAAUCAAGUGGCCACUUAAGAGGUCCCUCAAGGAUCGCUUGGAGAGGACACUUGAGUGACCAAUAAAACCACUGAAGCCACCAUUUUGCGUUUCAGUAGCCACUAUACGAGAUUUAAACGAUCUAGUAGUAUCACUCAGACUUUUAAAGGGACUACUGAAAUUUAGGCACUUAAGUGGCCACUUAAACAACCCUAAAGAAGCCACGACUCUAGGGAUCACUACGCUAGAUUUUAAUGGCCUAGUAGUGUUACUCUGACUUUUUAAGGAGACUAAGCCACUCAAGUGAUCACUAGAAUCUCAAAACCCUAAAGUGGUAACUCAAAAAAAUUCCUCUGUAGACUAUUCAGUUUCUGAGAAAAAAAACCGUUUCUGAGCAAAGUUUCAAACUUGCAGAUUUUUUUUUUUGAAUUGAAAAUAAGUUUUUUAAGCGAAAUGGGUACUUUUAACACGGUGAGUUUAGCAAAAAAUGACUUGAUAUGGGUUUUUCGAGUUAGAAUUGAGAUUGAAUAAAACAUCAAAAUCAUUUCCUUCAGAUCCACCGUAUCAUCAACCACAUGCAGUACAGUAAAUCACAAUUUGAUUACCUGAUCAAAUGGAAGGAACUUCCUUAUGAACAGGUAAAAACUCUCGAAAAAAUGAGCAAAAAAAGGGGAUUUUUUCAAGGCAACCUGGGAACGAGACGACAUGAAAAUUGCCUACUACGAGGAGGCCAUCAGCAAAUAUUGGCUUCAUCGGUUAUUUGAUUAUAGUUACCUUAAUUAACAUAUAAUUAACUUUUAGGCAAAAUAUGUUUGGUGAAAUCAUCCCCAAACACGUCAGGGCGGUCAUCAUAAGCUUCCGCGAGGCGAAAAACUUGUCGGCCGUCGAAUUCUUAGAAAAGGGCGACGAACCGGCCAGGAAGAAGAAGCGCGACAAACCGACUGUCGAUGUAAAAUUUGGCUUGGAUUUGUGGGAUUUGGAAUGGCUCGCGAGGCGGAGCGGUCGCGCUGCGUUUCAAGAUUUUUUUUACAGCCCUUUUCGCGAUUUUUCAAGGGUUCGAAGUAAGCCUGUGUCUAGUAUCAUAUAGAAGUCAUAUUUGAAGUCCUGGUUUAGUUGCGCCCGACCUUGAGCGACUUUCUGCCUUUUCGUGAUCAAAAAUGUAGUUCUUAUCUCGCCAUAACUUUUUGUACAGACCUUUUUCGGAUUUUUUGACCCCAAUAGUAAGAUUCAAAGCGAAAACCUGCUUUAGUAUCAUAUAGAAGUCAUAUUAGAAUUCCUAGUUCAGUUGCGCCCGACCUUGAGCGACUUUCUGCGAUUUUGUGAUCAAAAAUGGGGCUCAAAUCUCGCCAUAAUCUUGUGUACGGACCUUUUUCGGAUUUUUUGACUCCAAUAGUAAGAUUCAAAGCGAAAACCUGCUUUAGUAUCAUAUAGAAGUCAUUCACAGAGCCUCUGCGCCCGACCUUGAGCGGCUUUCUGCGUUUUCCCGAUCGAAAAUGAAGCUCCAUUAUAGGUAUAAAUGUUUUUCGCAGACCUUUCUCGAAUUUUUUGACCCCAAAUGUAGGAUUUAUAGUGAAAACCUGAAUAUAUAAUCAUUUAGAAUUCAUGCUCAAUGCCCUAAUUCAGUUGCGCCCGACCUUAAGCGUUUUUUUUUUCUGCCUUUUCACGAUGAUUUUUCAAUCCUGCCAUAACUUUUUGUACACGUUUUUUUGAGAUUUUUCGAUCCUAUAUUCGAACUCACCGUAAAAAUCUGUGUCUAAAAUCAUGUAGAAGUUAUAUCAAAAGUUGAGACCGGUUCCUAGGUGCGCCCGAAUUUGAGCGACUUUCCGUCUGUCCACUAAGAAAAGUUGAAUAGUCGUGAGCCAUUCCGAAUGCGUCCCUGGACCGUUUCUGCAAAAUGCAAAGUUUUCCUUCAGAUCAAGAAAAAGUACGAGGUUCAACCGGAUUACAUCACGGAAACCGGCGGAUCCCUUCACCCUUAUCAGUUGGAAGGUUUCCUGAAACUCUAGAAAAUUUCAGUAAAUCGAUUAUUCAAGGUAUCAACUGGCUCCGGCAUUGCUGGGCCAACGGAACCGACGCGAUUCUGGCCGAUGAAAUGGGCUUGGGUAAAACUGUCCAAUCGUUGACGUUCCUCUACACCCUCCUCAAGGAGAACCACUCGAAGGGACCCUUUUUGGUGGGUUUUUAAGAAGGUUCUUCUCCGGUGACUUUUCUAGAACCAAAAAAUGAUGUUUUUCUGCUUCGAGACGCCUUAAAAAUUGAAAAAACGAAGCUAAACGGUCAUUUUUGGUUGUAAAUGAGCUGAACUUGAAACAGUAGUAAGUUGAGAUUUUCAGAUCCCUUUUGGCGCUAGGAACUUUGAAAAUCUAGGAAAAGGUACCAAGGAAGAAAAAUAUUAGAGUUGAAGCUUCCAAAGAGCUUUAGAGUAAAAAAUUAUAGUUGAAGCUUCCAAAGAGCUUUAUAGUAAAAAAUUAUAGUUGUAGCUUCCAAAGAGCUUUAUAGUUUCAAAUUUUGAAUAGUUUUCAUUUUUUCAACACUUCGAGAACCGUUUUUCAACUUCUAAUGUAGGAAUUAGGAACCGUUUUUUAAGAAUUAUAAGAAUAAAAAUGUUGGUUCGUAUUUUUGAUGAGGUUUGGAUGAUUCUUGUGACCCCUUCACAUUUCUAACUGUAUUUUUCUCAACUAAUAUUAGCUACAUGUGAAAAAUUAUGAGUUAUUUGAAGAUUCAUUUCAUUCGCAACGAAAACUUUUCAUUGAAACUGAGGUGAAUAAAAUAAAAAAUCACGAAUUUCUAGCCCACGGCGUUCACAAACGGGCUGGGGAGACGUCAAAAAAAUUUGGCGCGAAAUUUGAAAUAUCAAGUACGCAGCCAAAGGCGAUCGAAUAAACAAGUUAUUAACGUUGAAUACUCAGUGUAAUUGGUACGUAGAAUGACGUAUAUUUAUACUAUUUUUUCAAUUCAAAAACUUUGACGCCUCGCUCACCUUCCCCCACCCUACUAGGAAUGCCGUGCACUUUGAAAAGUGCAAUUACCGGGACUAAUAAUAUCCCGCUGAGCUCUUGAAGCGUUGAAAUAUCUUUUUCUCAUGCGGAAAAUGAUCUGUAACCCUUUAGAUCGCGGCUCCUCUCUCCACCAUCAUCAACUGGGAGCGAGAAGCUGAACAAUGGUGUCCUGACUUCUACGUCGUCACUUACGUCGGAGACCGAGACUCUCGAGUAGUGAUUCGAGAACACGAGUUUUCUUUCCUCAAUGAUGCCGUCAAAGUAAAGAAAAAAGCUCGAAAACCCAAAUUAUCGUGGAAAUUUGAAGGGAGGAGUGAAAACCUCGAAAAUCCGAACACAGGAACACAUGAAGUUCCACGUCUUGCUCACCUCCUACGAAUGUAUCAACAUGGACAAGCCGAUCUUGUCCUCGAUCGAAUGGGGCGCACUUGUCGUCGACGAGGCUCAUCGCUUGAAAAACAAUCAAUCGACUUUCUUCAAGAACUUGAGGUUCAUUAGGAAGAUUUUGAAUGUCAAGUCGUCGCUCAAGCUCCGCCCCUACUGGCGCGGUAAACUAAUCAAGAGAGCGAGCCUUCCACGGAGCUUUUCGGAAUGACGUCAUUUUACUUGACAUUCACAUUCUGAACAAAUUAUAAAAUUGUUCAGAUUUUGAAAAAUUGUAGGCAUUUUGAUGAGCUUGGAAGGUUGAAAAAUAGUGAUUUGAGAAGUUUUUUUCAAAAAUAAAAAAGUAACAAGACUAGGAGGAAAUGUUAGUUAUCUUUAACAACCCCUACAGGUCAAGAAAUUUUGGAAAAAUUUUAGAAGACCAUCAAAAAAUUUUGGAAGACCCCUAUAGGGGCCACUAGAAAUUAAGGGGCUAAGGGGUAAGAUCCUAAACCCCUUGAGGGAACACUUGAAGUUUACUUCUAUAGGAACCACUUUUACGAGCUGUUUUCCCCCUAACCUCUGUAGGGACCACUCUGGACUUUCUAAGUAGCUUCAAAAAAAGCUUCUGAAGACUUGAAAAAAAAAAAAUCAAGCUCCAUUUUUUUCCAGAGAAUACAAAAUCGGCUAUCGUGUCCUUCUCACGGGUACUCCCCUGCAGAACAACCUCGAAGAAUUGUUCCAUUUGCUCAAUUUCCUGGCACCUGAUCGAUUCUAGUGAGUUUUGGAGCUUUUUCCUUAAUUAACUUGUUACUUAUAGUUAAUGAAAAAUACUGAAACCAUGAUUUUCAGUGACCUUGAAUCGUUCACCCGAGAGUUUGCGGAAAUCUCCAAAGAGGAUCAAAUCCAAAAGUUGCAUUCCCUACUGGGACCUCACAUGCUGCGUCGUCUCAAGGCUGAUGUCUUGACUGGGAUGCCUUCCAAGAGCGAAUUGAUCGUCCGAUUGGAGCUUAGUCCUCUCCAGAAGUUGGUGGAAACGUGAAAAAAGCGGAAACCAAAAAAAAUGGCCUGAAACUUUUCAUAUCUAGGAAUCAAGUUCAAAAAUAGCCUAAAAAUGACAGCUUAACCAGGCUCCGUGAGCUCUUUUUGACCGGGAAAAUUUUUGUUAAUUUUGAGGAACAGGUUUUUUUUGCUCGUAAUGGAAUGGAACUAUUAUUUCCUAGUUUUUUUCGAGUUUGGAUGGAUUUUCUAAGAAAAAUAGGUUCUAUUUGUGAAGCUUGCGCUCUUUUUAAAUGAGAAAUCAACAGCUCACUUAAGUGGUCACUAGAAACGCCCGAGAGAGAAAGAAAGAAUAAUUUAGCAUUGGAGCGCAUUUGAAGAGACCUCUCGGAAGUUCUUUCGAUAAUUUUAACUCCGAUAUUGGUACCGCGAAACGGACGUUCCUGGGCAAUUCUAGGGAUCACUUAAGAGCGCUGAGGCUACUAAAGGGGACACUAGAAAUGGCCCGACAUUCGCGUCCCGUUUGCGUUACCAUGUUUCGCAUAGAGUUAGGCCUCAAAAUGGGCCUUUUUCGGGUUCUGAUAGGGCAAAUGUCGGUUUUUUGAGAUUCAAGGGUGUUUCUAGGAAUAUUCUUAGAGAUUUUAGAUUCAUAAAGUCAAAUGACUUUUUAGGAAAUACUACAAGAACAUUCUGACGAAAAACUUCGACGCGUUGAACGUGAAAAAUGGCGGAACUCAAAUGUCGCUGAUCAACAUCAUCAUGGAGCUGAAAAAGUGCUGCAAUCAUCCAUAUCUCUUCGUCAAAGCGUCGAUGGAAGCCCCGAAACUCAAGAAUGGAAUGUAAGAACCUUCUGAACCAAAAAAAAACUCAAAAUCAUGAAUUUCCAGGUACGAAGGCACGGCCCUGAUCAAAAACGCCGGCAAAUUCGUCCUCCUACAGAAAAUGAUGCGGAAACUGAAGGAGGAAGGCCAUCGCGUCUUGAUUUUCUCCCAAAUGACCAUGUAUCUUGAUUGAUUAUGGAGGAAUUGUACUCAUUUUUGUGAUUUUUAGGAUGCUCGACAUCUUGGAGGAUUUCUGCGAAGUCGAGAGCUACAAGUACGAGAGAAUCGAUGGAAGUAUCACGGGACAGGCUCGACAGGACGCGAUUGAUCGAUUCAAUGGUGAAUAUUGGACUUCUUUAAGCUGGUACUUGAGUUUUAGAAGCACUUGUUAAGGUCCUAACUCGAGAUUUAGUUUUUAAUGGAUUUUUGGGUAUAUGGUAAUCGGGCCGCGAAAAUCGAGCCUGCGAAAACCGAGCCUCCAUUUCUAAACUAUUUCUUUUUCUCUGUUCGUCUCGCCCCGUACAAAAGGCGGCUCGAUUUUCGCAGGCUCGAUUUUCGCGGCCCGAUUAUCAUAUACCCGGAUUUUUGACCGGUUUUUCUAUCUUGCUUCAUAGAUUUUAUAGCCCUCAAACCGAAUUUGUAGUUUGGUUUUGAAAUUAAGGGUUCAACCUCUGAAACUAAGAAAUUUAGGUUUUGAACAAUUUUUUUUCUAAUUUUCUAUGUAGCUUCCCAUUGUGGGGUCUUGAAAUGUUCCGAUCAAAAAGAAUUUUUUUCAAAAAGCACCCUUAAAAUAUUUUUGAUGAAGAUGACCUUAUUCAUUAGGCUCCUGAAUUUUUGUAUAUAUUUUUUAGUUUUACAUUGUAAAGGACCCAUUUUGUUUCAGCUAUGAUUAGAAACUUCAGAUUGGUCCCUGUAGGGGCAAUUUUAAAGGCCCAAUCCGCCAACCCCUAUAGGGUUCACUGAAGCUUGCGAAAGUGAUCCCUAAAGGGGACAUGCUAGUCGAAAAUUUAAUGAACUAGAAGAAGUAUUUCCAUGCGAAAUAAUUUUAAAAAAACCUUUUUUGAAUAAAAAAUUAAACGACCCCUAUAGGGAACACUUGAGCUUUAGGUGCUAAGGGGUCAGAGCCCUAACCCCUAUAAGGACCACUUUGCUCUCACCCCAUAGGGACCACUUUUUCGGUCCCUUUAGGGCUGUUUUCCUCCUAACUUGAUCGCCUCAGCUUCAGUUCACUAAAUUGGUCGAUUAGAACUGUAGUUUUUGGAUUUUUGAACCUUUUUUUAUUAUAAAAAUGGAAAAAAAAUUAGAAGCAGAAGUUCAAUCCGAUUUUUCAGCCCCUGGAGCUCAACAGUUUGUCUUUUUUGCUCUCCACCCGCGCCGGUGGUCUUGGUAUCAAUUUGGCGACUGCUGACACCGUCAUCAUAUACGAUUCUGAUUGGAAUCCCCACAAUGAUAUCCAGGUUCAACGCAAUAAAUAAAGAAAAACCCAUUAAAAAUACUCUUUCAAGGCCUUCUCCCGUGCCCAUCGUAUCGGACAGCAGAACAAGGUGAUGAUCUACCGAUUCGUCACUAGAAACUCGGUGGAAGAGCGCAUCACGACGGUGGCCAAGAAGAAGAUGUUGCUGACCCAUUUGGUCGUCCGAGCUGGCCUCGGCGGACAGAAAGGAGGGUCCAGCAUGAGCAAGUCGGAGCUCGAUGAUGUGUUGAGGUGCUGAGAAUGGGAAAAUGACAUUUUGUAGAGUUAAGUUGAAUAAUGGGUUUUUUUGAGCUUUUUCUUCAGUGUGGUAGUGGAUUUUUUGAAAUUUUGCUGGCUUUUUAGGUUGAAAAAGGACUUUUUUUUAUAACUUUUCUGAAGAUUGGUAGCCAAUUUUAUGAAACUGAACAUAUAAAUCGGUUCUCGAUGAUUUUUGUGGGUGCUGAGAAUGACAAAAACCACACUUUCUUGAAUUUGUAAGUCGAAAAAUGGGGGUUCUUGAGCUUGUUCUCAGUAGGAUAGUAGGUUUUCAGAUUUUAACAGUUUUUCAGCUUAAAAAUGAUUUUUUCAACUUCUUUCAAGUCUGAUAGAGAGUUUCCAUUAAUCAAUUGAGAGAAAUGGUUUCCAUGGAGAUUUUUUUCCUGGUUUUUCCGAUUGAUAUAAAACUUUAAGGUCAUGAAAAUAGUUUUUAUGUAAUUUUCUAGUUUUUUUGUGAUUCUUUUUCAUAGUUUCAAAAGUUUCCUGAGCUUUUUUUAAGGUUGUGGAAGGAUCUUUUUAAAUAGUAUUGAAAUUUUAUAGUUUUUCGAGACCUUUCCUCGACAAAAAGCUUUUAUUUCGAAGCUCCAAAACAUUUCCCUCAUUAUUAGCUCGAUUACUUUUUAUUCAAUGUGUUUUUGAUUCAUUUUCCUUCUAUGGAAAUAUUUCACACCCAUUACACACUGAACGGAGACGGUUAGUAAACAGUGAAAUCAGAAAUCGUGAGAUACGACUUUGUAGACUUUUGUGUCUUUGAAUUUUCAUUUUCUUUUUUUUUCCAGGUGGGGUACCGAAGCGCUGUUCAAAGAUGAAGAAACGACGGAAGGCGGCGAAGACGGAAAGAAAGGCGAAGAAAUUGUGUGGGAGGACGACGCCGUCGCUGCUCUUCUGGACAGAACCAAGGACACUGAACCGACUGCGGUCUGAAAACCCAAAACAUGCAAAAUGAAACGAAUAUACUUUCAGGAAGGCGAGAAGAAGCAGGACUGGACCAACGAGUACCUCAGCUCGUUCAAAGUCGCCACCUACACGACCAAGGAGGCCGAUGAUCAGGAAGAAGAGGAGGAGGUCGACAUGGAAGUCAUCAAGGAGGGAGACGGGAAAGAACCCGAUCCGGACUACUGGGAGAAGCUCCUCCGUCAUCACUACGAGCAGGACCAGGAGACGGAGGCCCAGAAGCUCGGCAAGGGCAAGAGAGUCCGGAAGCAGGUCAACUACGCCUCGGAGAACAUGGGCCAGGACUGGAGCAAUCAGCAGGUUGGGCCUUCGGUUUUGAGUGAGAAAAAUACAGCUUUUUGAAUAAAAUUGUUAGGGAGCGCUGUAGUAACAUCAGCAGGAAGUUCAGUAGCACUCUAGGGAUCACUAAAGGGAUGUCAAGGGUUUCUAGUGCUCACUUGAAGGGCCAGAGUCGUUACGACUCCACUAGGUGUUCCUGAGCCAAUUAAAAUCAGCUUUCUGAUUAUUCGUUAUCAGACAGCGCUGUAGCUACAUCAAGUAGGGUGGAGGAAAUUUUUUAGCACUAUAUGGAUCACUAAUGUGAUGUCAAGAGGCCUCUAGUGCACACUCGAAGAGCCAGAGCCUUUAAUCCGGUCAUUUAGAUGGCCUUGAACCUUUUAGGGAUCACUUGAAGUUUGGGAAGUAUUCCUUCCACGCUGAACUGGCAGAAAAUCAUGCUAGUCUUUCAGGAGAUUCUGUUUCUUUAAGUUAUCCCUGAAGUGGCUUUAGAAAUGACACAUGGGAAAACAUGGAAAAAGAAUAUUUUCCGCAAAGAUUCACAAAUUCUCUUUUUAUACUCACUUUGGAGCGUUGUAAUCACUUUUAGCUGAAAAAAAUUCAAUCAUCCCCUUUUAGAACACCAAUGACGACGAUGACGUCUCCUCGUACGGCGAAGGCUCGGACCGUGGCGAAGGCGAACAUUCCGACGACGAUUAUGACGAGAGAAGGCGUCGGAAGGGCGCAGAAACGGAGAAACUCCCGCCGCUCUUGGCCAAGGUCAAUGGCCAGAUCGAAGUCCUCGGCUUCAACCCGAGACAGCGUCGCGCCUUCUACAACGCCGUCAUGCGAUGGGGCAUGCCGCCUCAGGAGUCGUAUCAAUCCCAGUGGCUGGUAAGGGACAUUACAUAGAAGAAUAGCUUUAGAAACAUGAGCCAACUUGAGAGAGUUUGAUCAUUUUUUUUUCAGAUCCGUGACCUCAAAGGCAAAUCGGAACGCGCCUUCAAAGCCUACACCUCGCUCUUCAUGCGGCAUCUGUGUGAACCCGGCGCUGAUUCGGCCGAAUCUUUCAACGACGGCGUUCCCAGAGAAGGCCUGAACCGUCAGAAUGUCCUCAGUCGCAUCGGACUGAUGAGCUUGAUCCGCAAGAAAGUUCAGGUAAAAAUUACCUUCCUGAAGAUCGAAAAAUGGCCGAAAUUCAGGAGUUUGAACAGUUCAACGGCGAAUGGUCGAUGCCGGAGGUCCGAGAUCGACUCGUCGAAGAAGCUGGAGCAAACCCGAACGCGCCGACCACCCUCAGCUCCAAGGCGAACAGCCGCGAAACGAGCGUUAUCGCGAGCGAUGCCGUGGAGACGAAGGACGAGCCGAUGGACGAGUCGACGAUGCAGAGCGAGAGUCAGGACGGUGUGGAGGAGACGAAGGAGGCUUCGGAAAACAAGGAAGAAGCGGCCACUGAAGCAACAGAACCGCCCGGAAAGACCAGCCUGAAGCGACCUCCCUUCAAGUUCAACAUCACUGGUGAGACUCGAAACUACGCGCCAGCGUAUCUCGAAAUUUCCGUAAAACUCUAGAGUCCCCCCUGCGUUCUAAAAAGCCCCCAGCCCCCCAAGCUGAGUUCCGACCUGUGGGGGGUAGGAUUAGAGGAAUAAAAUGAGGGGGAGGGGUGGGUAGAAAUUGAAGGGGCAGGGGAAGAUUUUUGUGUCCUAAAAAAAGGCCCCUCUCAGUACAAAAACGGGGGCCAUUCUGAAGCUUGAGCAAUCUUUCAUAUUUGCCCCCCAAACUACUUUGAAAUAUUCCCCACAUAGCUCAUUCAAACAAGCCCCCACACAGUUCAAAAAGCACCCCUCUCCCAUUUUCAGAAACUCCCCCACCCCAUUUCAGAAUUCCCCCUCUCAUUUCCGGAUAAAAGACCUAUAUUUGAUGUGGGAAGCUAUAUUGGAUAGUUGCUUCCAACGGCUCGUCGGGGUUGGGGGGGUUAUACUGUAAUUUUCCCGAAAUUUCCUAUCGCAAUCCAGAGUUUGAUCCGUUUCCUUCAAUUUUUCAUUCUUGAGUUUAUGUUAUCUUUGUUGAGGUCUGACCAGACGUAAUUUUCCCUUCUUUCAUUCCAAGAAUUUUCCAGACGGCGGAUUCACGGAGCUCCACACGCUGUGGAUGAACGAGGAGAAAGCGGCAGUCCCUGGCAACGAGUUCGAGAUUUGGCACCGACGCCACGACUAUUGGCUCCUCUCCGGCCUCGUUCAGUACGGCUACGGACGGUACCAGGAUCUCCAGAACGAUGCUCGAUACGCCAUCAUCAAUGAGCCUUUCAAGCAGGAGCAGGGCAAGGGCAACUUUGCCGAGAUCAAGAACAAGUUCCUCCAGCGGCGGUUCAAGGUGAAGCUUGGAAUGUUUGAGGAAAAUAUAGAAGUUUGAACUUUGUAUAAUGAAAUUUUAAUGAUAAACCCUGACUAACGGAAGUGGGAAUUUUAUCAGUUUGAGAAAAAUUUUCGCGAUUCGGUUUUUGAGUGAUUUUCUAUACUUCUAAGAGGCGGUAAGCUUGAAAUCUGAGGUUUGGAAGGAAUUCCAGAAUCGUGUCCCACCCGGUUACAGCCCCCCACCUCCGAGCAAGACGCCCACCAUAAAAAAAAUUCGAUUGGGGGCGGGGGGGCUGAAUCUUAUUCUUGAAUCGUCCCUCCCCCACCCAACUUUGCAAUAAGUUUUAGCAAGUCUUGUCCGGAACAGCCUCCCCCUCCCCUCCAACGUUUUAGAAUCGCCCCUCACCUUCACAUUUUAGAAUUGCCCACACAACAUACUAGACCACCGGAUUUUGGUCUAGUAUGUUGUGAAAAUCUAAAAAACUACUGGGAAAUAACAGGCUGUGGGGGUUAUUUCCUAGUGAGGGGGAGGGGGGCAUUUUGGAAUGUUCCCGAGAUUAAGAUCGCUUAUUUCAGAAGUAAGGUAGAAGUUGGAUGUUUGCCAAACUUACAGUUUUAAGCUCUGAAAAACACGGUCUUUUAAAAAUCUCGGAAAAUCAGUCCGAACAGGCUGGUCAAUGUACGCUUCACCGAAAAAGUAAAAUCUAAACUUUUGGAGUCGGUUUUGCUUUCAUGUGUUUGGAAAUACCCAAAGUGGAUAUUUGAAAUUGAGGGAGAUGGAGCGUUUUUGAGGCCCUAUCCUUUUAUCUCCUCUGAUUUUUUUUUAACAUCGAUUUUCCAGCUCCUCGAGCAAGCGAUGGUGAUCGAAGAGCAGCUCCGACGGGCUUCCUACCUCCAGCUCCAAAAUCAGCCCGAUGCUCCUGGAGCCCUCGCUCAACGGUUCGCCGACCUGGAGAACAUCGCCGACGCUCACCUCAACAUUGCCAAGGAGAGCCAGGCCGGAAAUCGCAACGCGAAUGCUGUCCUGCACAAAGGUUUGUCGGAAAAUGACCGCAAAAAGUUGAAAACUUCGUUUUUCAGUGCUCGGACAGCUGGAAGAGCUCCUUUCGGACAUGAAAGCCGACGUUUCUCGGCUCCCGGCGACCCUGAAUCAACUCAGACCGGUCACCCAGCGAUUGAACAUGACCGAGAGACAGUAAGAAGCCUUUCAGAUCCCUAGGCUAAAAGAAAAUUUGUAGGAUUCUGUCGCGUCUCACCACGAAAGAUCCAGAAGCACUGGCUGGACGGUCGCCGAUUCCCCCGCCCGGACCUUUCAUCACGCCUCUCCUGAAUCAGCAGUUCAAUGGAAUCCAGCCCAAAUUCGCGGCUCUUCAUGGCGCUAUUGAGGUGGGCCUUAAGCGAACUGGAAAAAUGAGGAAAUUUCAUUUUGUUGUUAGUCCGUAAAGGUACAGAAAUAGCAGAAAUACUCAUGCCGUGUUCAAAGUGAUUCCGCGAAAUUCAAAAUAGCCGUCAGAGAAAGAGAAAGAUAACUAAAUUUUGGAGGGUCAGAGACCAUUUUGCAUUUCGCGGAAAUUACUUUGAACACGGCAUCAGGAUCUUCAGAGGGGCUUCUAUAGGGGCGACCUGAGGGGCCCUCUAUGAACUCUAUGCGAAGAAGCAUUUUCACGCAAAAAAACUAAAAAAGAAUUUUUUUCGAAUGCGAUCGACCCCUCUAGGGACCACUUAGGCUUCAAAGGCUAGGGGAAUCAGAUUGAUCGACCCCUAUAGGGAUAACCUUGGUUUCACCCCUAUAGGGACCACUUAAGCUGUAGUGGCUAAGGAAUAAGACCCUAAACCCCUAUAGGGGCAAUCUUGAUAUCACCUCUAUAAGGACCACUUUUUCGGCCCCCAUUGAGGCUGUUCCCCUAGAAGCUCAGGAAUUCCAGAGCGGUCCCUAUAGGGGUUAGAGGGAAAACAGACCAGUGGGCAGCCGAAAAAGUGGUCUCUAUAGGGGUUUUUCAAAAGUUGGUUGAAAUUGUACUGAAAGUGAGUGAGUUAGAAAUUUUCAAAAAAAGAUUCUUAUAGAAUUUAUUUCGAGUAGAUCUAACUAUUCAAACAUUGAGAGAUUCUCCAACAAAAAUUUCAGAAGAAGACGGAGGAACCGGAAGAGAAACCGAAAGAAGAAGAAGCCAAGGUCGAGGAAAAGGAAGAAGAAGCUGAGAAGCUGGAAGAUUCGGAGUCGAAAAUGGAGGUCGAUGAAGCUGCUGAGGCUCCGGCUGAACCUGCUCCAGCUCCAACUCCAGCUGAAGAGCCGGCUCCAGUUGAUCUGACCGCCACCGCUGAUGCUUAA
Molecule: messenger RNA, 17626 nt
Organism: Caenorhabditis auriculariae
Lineage: Eukaryota; Metazoa; Nematoda; Chromadorea; Rhabditida; Rhabditidae
Source: the annotation of a GenBank genome assembly